AUGGGUCUCAGCAGAGUGGUGGCCAAUUCUAAUGCACAGACAAAUAGACACCUUACUACUACCUCCUGCUUAAAUAACCUUUGUAAAAGGUUGAUCAGAAGAGGUAAAACCAUAGAAAAAUUAGAAUUGGCAAUUAUGGCAUUAUUAGAAUCAGUAACUGCUUGUGCUAAUGUUUUGGCUGCAGUUUCAAGAGAGCAUUUAGAUGCUCAACUGCCAAACCCAUCAAAAGAAUAUGGAGAUAAAAAGUUAUCAGUAGGUGCUAUGGGUGCUAUUAUUAAAAGAAUGGCUGAAAAUGCAGGUAUUCAGGGUAGAUAUACUGCUUAUAGUAUUAGGAUCAGUGGUAUGAUAGCUGCAAUAGAAGCAGGAUUGUCAUUAGUACAAAUUAGAGCUAUAGAAGGUUGGAAUAGUAAAGCAGUAAUGUUGUACUUGAGAUCUGUAGGAACAGCAA
This is a messenger RNA of Cetraspora pellucida, 448 nucleotides long. NCBI's taxonomy places the organism in Eukaryota, Fungi, Glomeromycota, Glomeromycetes, Diversisporales, Gigasporaceae. The record is from the annotation of a GenBank genome assembly.